AUGGGUGCUCCCACGAGUUUCUCAUCUCGUAGACCCAAUGCUUCGAACCUUCCUAACUUCGAGCUGCCUCCUCCUCAGUUGACGUCGCUGCACCAAAAGUACCACUCAUAUGCUACCACAUCCCAGCCGACUCCCUCUAUUCCCUCGAGCCUAACCAGUGUCGGCAACCUGUUGACCCCUCCAAGCGGCAUCUCGAGCGACGGUCUCAGCCCCAAUUCAACUAACAUGCCGACCGGCAGCUCACAGGCCAACCAGGCGGUACCUCCAUUCACCCCCACUGGUUACAUGUGGCCUCCUUCGCACACCGGCAUUACUCCUUACGGAUUCCAAUCACACAACAGUCCAAACCAGCGUGGCCUGUUCUCUCCAUCAAUAAACUCUAUUGUCAAGGGCAAUAACUCACCUCACUCCUCCGAGAGUCUUCCUCCUCCGAACUUCCCUGAGAAUCCUUUCCCUACCUCUAUGUCAAUGUCGGCUCCUGUCAACUUGCCGGCUCUGCCCUCUCAAUCAUCCAGCAUUGGCUCAGCAAUGAUGGGAGGUCACACUCCUGUCACUCAGCCUUCGCCGGUGAACCAACACGAUUCAUAUGCAAGACCUCCUCCUACACCCACCUACUUCAACGGAUCUCAGCACAGCCACAAUGGCCAGUCAGCAUAUGCCUACUCUUCUGGCCCUUCACCUGUCCAACAAAGUCCGAUGAGUGCAGGCGGUCAAAUCCCACGCAUGUCUCCUGCAAACGGUCAUGGAUCUAUCCCGCCACUUCAGCCACAGAAUGCGCAAACGUACACGCACCAGCGUCCAUCGUACCAAUACCCUCUACCAGGUCCGGUCUUGUCCAAUGUCGGAAACCCCAACAGCCAGCUUGCUUUGGUUGGCGGUAUGCCUCCUUCGAUGAUGCCAGCAUACAACAGCGGGCACGCUGCGCAUAUGCAGCACAUGUACGGCCACCAUCCUCAGGCUCAGCCCAAUCCACAAAACGACAGGCCUUUCAAGUGCGAUCAAUGCCCUCAGAGCUUCAAUCGUAAUCACGAUCUGAAGAGACACAAGCGCAUUCAUCUAGCAAGACACAUUCUUGUCAAAGGUUGCGGCAAAGCGCCCACCAAUUCGGGAGACGGUGAUAGAAAAGACGGUUCAAUAUCCCCGGCGAUGAAGAGCGAAAACUCGAGUCCCACCGUCUCAGCUUCCGCAUGA
Messenger RNA from Aureobasidium musti, 1191 nucleotides. The record is from the annotation of a GenBank genome assembly. NCBI's taxonomy places the organism in Eukaryota, Fungi, Ascomycota, Dothideomycetes, Dothideales, Saccotheciaceae.